AUGUCCAGCAUAUUUGAGAAAGUCACAAGAACUGUGGUACACGAGCUCGUCUCUGGAGGGGAUAUGAUUGCUGUUAGAAGUGUCAUUGAUGCAGAUAGAUUCAAGUGCCACUAUCUUGUGAGAGAAAAGAAAACGAUUUUUGGAACCCAGCACUGCAUGACGGGCCUCACCCUGGAAGAUAUCCUAGAGGAGUAUGAUUCUGGGUCGGAAGGUCAAAAGUCUGAGUUCCGAAUUUUGAAUAAUGUGGCCUCAAAUGGAAAAUUUACUGUGAAAUUACCCAAAGAAAUAAAAAUUGAAGGACAAUCUGAGGUGUCUCAGGGAACCAAGGAGCAAGAAAUCAAGAUAUUAGGGGAACGGAUACCUCAGCAAGAUCUGGAGUCCCUUGUGGACAGGAAACUGAAGAGGAACCUACCUCCUUCCUUUGAGUCAAUUCGUAAAAAAAGAGAUAACUUGAAUCUGGUAACAGAAACUCUGAUGACAGCCAAUGAGGAAACCCUGAGACGGGAGAAGCAAUUUGAUUUUUGGAUCUGGUUAACUUGGUUCUUCCCUGGAUACAAGUACAAGAGUCAAAAGUCAGUAACCAUCCCCCCCAAGUGGGUCCUGGGAUAUAGAAUCAAGCCACUGGUCUUCAGCAAGGAUGAGAUGAAUAUUAGCUUCUUAGACAAAAGACAUUCUUUUCCACAAGGGAAGUCCUUGGAAAAUGAGGAUACCAGAAACAUGAAGGAAAUUGUGGAAGACAUGAAGAGUGGCCUCCGGAAUCUGACUGAGAAGGAAAAAAAAGAUGUGCUGAGCUGCCUCACUCAUUUCCUCAGCAAUGAUGGUCACCUGCAGGAACUACAGGACAGAGUGUCUGAUGCCCAGAUCUCGGGUGAGCUGCAGAUGGAUGGCCCAGCAGGUCCUCUCAUAAGAUGCCUUUUUAAUGAUGCUGGGGUUUGGAAUCAGGGAUGUGCAGAAGCCAUUCAAGACCUCUUGGACGCCCUGAUGGAGCUGCCUGAGGAGGGCCAACAAUUUGUGGUUAAAUUCAUAGAAGAAAAGGAGACUCUUCCUUUGUUGGUGGAAAAGGUGGAGAGUACCCUGAAAGAGAACCAUAGUGAAUAUUUCGAUAACCUUCAGAACAUUGAUGGUGACACUGAGGCACGGGUCUUCUGUGCCUUGUAUGUUGUUCUCUCUGGCCUGUCGCAGCUGAACGAAAAGUCUACCAAUGGCUCCUAA
Elephantulus edwardii (Cape elephant shrew) is the source of this 1212-nucleotide messenger RNA. Its product is annotated as gasdermin-B-like. Lineage: Eukaryota; Metazoa; Chordata; Mammalia; Macroscelidea; Macroscelididae. The record is from RefSeq and is a predicted model, not a curated record. Bases 1 to 1212 code for a protein of 403 amino acids. The transcript is spliced from 9 exons. Gene Ontology annotation, molecular function: phosphatidylserine binding; phosphatidylinositol-4-phosphate binding; phosphatidylinositol-4,5-bisphosphate binding. Gene Ontology annotation, biological process: defense response to bacterium; pyroptotic inflammatory response.